Cinclus cinclus is the source of this 530-nucleotide messenger RNA. It is a transcript of the gene NDUFB4, whose product is annotated as NADH:ubiquinone oxidoreductase subunit B4. NCBI's taxonomy places the organism in Eukaryota, Metazoa, Chordata, Aves, Passeriformes, Cinclidae. Gene Ontology annotation, cellular component: mitochondrion. The coding region runs from base 22 to 432 and encodes 136 amino acids. The record is from RefSeq and is a predicted model, not a curated record. The transcript has 3 exons.
UGCCACGGCCGGCUCUCCAAGAUGGCGUCAGCGCCGCCUCCAUCGGCGGCCAAGCUGUACCGGCCGAACCGCUUCGUCUCGCUGCCGGCCGAGCUUGACCCCUACACCUACGACACAUCUCCGGAGAAGCGCCGCGCCGUGGCCGAACGCCUGGAGAUCCGCUCCCGGCUCAAGCGGCAGUACCUGCUGCAGCUCAACAACCCCAGCCCUCCCGCCGUCAUCGAAAAUCCCGCCUUGAUCCGCUGGGCCUAUGCGAAGUCGCAGAACGUCUACCCUACUUUCCGCCCGACACCCAAGACGUCCUUUCUAGGAGCUGCUUGUGCGUUAGGCCCCCUCCUCUUCUGGAUCUUUGUCUUGAAAGCUGACAGGGAUCGUAAAGAGAAGCGUAUCCAGGAAGGUAAAAUCAAGCAGCCAUUCAGUGUAUUCUUCUAAGUUCCUGGAAUUGCAGUGAUGUUCAUGGGAUAUAUAAAUAAAAUAAGAUGCAUUAUGUGAUGACAUUUCUCUGUCACAGGAAUAAAUCUUAAUUACUU